Molecule: messenger RNA, 21000 nt
Organism: Pelobates cultripes (western spadefoot toad)
Lineage: Eukaryota; Metazoa; Chordata; Amphibia; Anura; Pelobatidae
Source: the annotation of a GenBank genome assembly
AUGUUGCUUCUGAUGGUAGGUAACCUCAUCAUCAUUCCAGUUGGCAUCACUUUCUUCAAGGAAGAGAACACACCUGCCUGGAUUGUCUUUAAUGUGGUAUCCGAUACUUUUUUUCUUGUGGACCUGGUGCUCAACUUCCGCACGGGCAUCGUAGUGGAGGACAAUACAGAAAUCAUCCUGGAGCCACAGCGUAUCAAAAUUCGAUACUUGAAGAGUUGGUUUCUUGUUGAUUUCGUUUCAUCCAUCCCUGUGGACUACAUCUUCCUGAUUGUAGAGACACGCAUUGACUCAGAGGUAUACAAGACCGCCAGGGCCCUAAGAAUUGUCCGUUUCACUAAAGUGCUCAGCUUAUUACGGCUACUAAGACUUUCAAGGCUUAUUCGUUACAUUCACCAAUGGGAGGAGGUAGGUCUGCACUAAUCUGAACACCUUUUGUGACAUUUGAUUAUUGUGAAAGUCACUUUAAACACUGCUUUCAUGAGGCCGAGGGGUAAUUCAUUUUCAGCCCGUCCUCAUCUGCUACUGCAGAUUGUCAUCCUAUGACCCUAUCUAAUGUAUUUCACUUAUUUACUGCUCAGGCUGUAGUUUUUGUAAUUAUGUCUUCAUGGCCAAGCUCAGUUCGUGGUAUGAUCAUUUGCAGAUCUUUCACAUGACCUAUGACCUGGCGAGUGCUGUGGUGCGUAUUGUGAAUCUGAUUGGAAUGAUGCUGCUUCUAUGCCACUGGGAUGGCUGCUUGCAGUUCUUGGUACCAAUGUUGCAAGAGUUCCCCGAUGACUGCUGGGUAUCUUUAAAUCAUAUGCAGGUGAGUUACCCACGGUAUUCUCAAAUAUUUCAUUUUUAACAAUUGAAUCAGUCAAUGCAGAUUAAACCAUAUAAAAUUACCAACAGAAACUAAAAUGGGUAGUAAUGCCGUAAUAUAAAUAGAUUUUAUAUAACCUUGAUAUAUUUUAAACUGAAGUUGCAUUGGAAUUGGCUCUAAGAUGUGCUCUAUGCCAAAGCAGGAUUCCAGCUGUAAUUCAUGUUAUGGUCCAUGAUUAGAAAAUCAAUACAAAUAAUAAUAAAAACGUAUACCAGGAAAGGUACAUUCAGAUUACUCUGGUUUACAAGUACUUCCUGGGAGAGGUUAUACUCUUACCCAAUUUAAUGGUACUCAUUUUAUCUACCUUAGAAGGAUGAAGGGCAGAGUUUGGAUUUUAACCUGCAACCCUCAAGGGUUGAACAGAUUCUAUCGAUGAUGCAUUAGCCGACUGUGCUAUCUCACCAGAAGAUUAACACUUGCUCACUCCCAGUCAAAGGAACACUCCAGAUACAGAAAACACUUUAGUUUGUUGACGUUCUUUAUGUCUAAAUUCUUGCUUUUUUUUUUUUAAGUGCCAAUUUCAAUAGAAAUCAGUACUUUUCCAACAGGGGACAGACAUUUUUCCCAUGCUGUCAGACAGCCAGGAAGGUUUUCUUCGGCUUUCAUUAGCUCCACACAGAAAAUAGAAGCGGCAGGCCGAUUUCCCUCCUUUUCAUUGAGCUGUGCUACAGCUUAUUGAGAAGCAUUGAAAAGCCGCAAUCGCAUGCGUUUGUGUGUGUCUGCAGCUCCAUCCUAAAGGGUUUUCAGUGAGAAGCUUCUGAUUGGUGUAUUCCUCAGCAAACAGAAAGUCUGUGUCUGGAAUAAAGGGAAUGACUUGCAAAGGCUGAAGACAUCAGGUUUACAGCUUCUGCAAGCUAUUUUUUCAUGUACCCAAUCCAAUCAUAGAAAUCCCAAUGCAACUCAGUGAGAAGUCUUUACAAGGCAGGUGCUCUGCUCAGUUGCUGCUUCUUGAGAUAUCUCCACUGAGCUAUACAAACCAGGAAGUAACAAAACCUCUUCUCUGAUUGACAACUUGGGGGUGUAUUGAGUGGUGUAUUUUGAAUCUGUUCUGUCCUAGGCAUGACAGAACUCGGGCACCCCUUAAUUUAAAUUUACCCCACCCCUUCCUCUCAAGGCCACACCUCUUCCUGUUAAAGGCUAACAGACACUUUGACAGACAUACACUCUCAGAUACACUGACAUACACACACACACUCACUGAUUUGACACAAUCUGACGGACACAGAAUCACUGAGAGACAUGGACAAACUCACUGACAGACACACACACACUGAGUGGCAUACACAAUCACUCAGACACACACACACAUACACACACACAUUCACUGACAGACACACAUGCUCACUCACUCACACACAAUCACUCAGACACACAGGUUCCCUCACAGAGGGUUACAAGACAUUUGCUUGGGCAUUUUGGGGCGGCAUUUUUUGGUCUGGGUUUAAGUAGGAAGAGGGAAUGGGAGCCCUGCCAUGAGCAAUGGUCUAUGGGCCUCUUUAACUGGAUGGCCCCCUUAGGAUAGUAGGUGUCCUCGCCCCCUUUGUGUGUGGGAUGCUAUGUUGGUUUGCCCCUCAUCUAGUUGUUCCCCACAAUGCUCCCAGAUCUGGGAUGGGUUCUCCAGGGUUCUAACACCCUGAUGGGAUCUUAUAGCAUGUGAGGGACACCCCAAAUGUCACAAAGGAUGCUUACUGAAGGUGAGGUGGGCCAAAGGCUAGACAAGAUGCUCCUCUCUUUGUCGACUAACAUCUUUAUUCUAAUAUAGUCUACUAAAAUUCUGGAGAUUUAGCUGACUAAAACUAAUACAAUUCAGAUAACUAAAAUACGACUUAAACUAGAAUGGCCUUUUAGUCAAAAGACUAUGACUAAAACUAAAUUUAUAUUUGCCAUCAAAAUUAACACUGCAACCCACGUGGAGUGGUUGCAGAGGCCAUGUGGGUAAAACACAUGGGGGCUGAGAGAAUGAGACACAUGGGGGGCUGAGGGAUUGUGACACAUAGGGGUUAGGGGAAUGAGAUACAUGAGGGGGCUGGGGGAAUGAGACACAUGGGAGGGCUGGGGGAAUGAGACACAUGGGGAACUGGGGGAAUGAGACAUAUGGGGGCUGUGGGAAUGAGUCACAUGGGGAGCUGGGAGAAUGAGAAACAUGAGGGGCUGGGAGAAUGAAACGCAUGGGUGCCUGGGAGAAUGAGACACAUGAGGUGGCUGGAGGAAUGAGACACAUAGGGGCUGAGGGAAGGGAAAAAAAGGGGGGACUGGGGUAGAAAUGAGCACAUAGAGAGGCUUGCGGGGAUUGAGACAUAUGGAGGUGCUGAAGGAAGGAAUUGAGACACAUGGGGAGCUGGGGGAAUGAGGCAUGUGGAUGAGAUGAGAUGCAUGGAGGGGCUGGGCAACACACAAAGCAACAUAGAAGGGCUGGGGGAGAAAGAGGCAAGGUACUGGGAUGAAGAGAUACACAAGUAGUGCUACUGAGAGAAAGAGACUCACAGAGGGGCUGGAAGCGAGGCAAAGAGCCACAAAGAGGCUGGGGAAGGGGCAAAAGAGACAGACAGGGACUUGGGGGGUUAAAACCCAGAGGGGCCGGGGGGACACAAUAAGACACAAAAGAGCUGGGGAAGGGGCAAAAGAGACAGACCGGGACUUUGUAAAAAGACACGCAGAGAUGCUGGGGAACAAAGAAGGUCUGGGAAAGGUGCAAAAGAGACAGAGGCUUAAAUUAAACCCAUUAGAUUUUAGUCAUGUCAACUAAAGUCUAUUGGAGAUUUAGUCAACAAAAAACAGACUAAAACUAAAACAAUUCAGAUGACUAAAAUACAACUAAAACUAAAAUGACUUUUUAGUCAAAAGACUAUGACUAAAACGAAAUUUAAAUUUGCCAUCAAAAUUAAAACUGCAAACCAUGUGGAGCGGCUGCAGGGGCCUGCGGAUGAGGAGCGAGUGUGGCGUACCUUGUACUCGCGGUGCGCCACCGAAGAACUGUGGACCUUGCCGAUGGCCAGGAAGAGAGCUUGGCACAUCCCUCACUCCCAAGACUCAGAGAUCCACGUGGUGUCCUGUGAGUGAGUGAGUAAGUGUGGCCCACCUCCUUCUCCCGUCACGCAGUGAAAGCCUCCUCCUUGGAGUCUGAACCUAGUGCUCAUUCAGAGGAUUUGCAGUUAUUCUGGAUGUUGUGUGGGUUUAAUUUGUGGAAAUUUCUUCUCCUAGGGUGUGUGGGUUCAACGUUUGUGUCUCCAUUCUGAGCCCCUUAUGUUUUUUUUAUAAGGUUCACAGUCUUGUUGACUGAGAAUUCCUUUUUGUCAAAAGUAAAGUCAAGGAGAGAUUGUGGCAUAGUUUGGAUAUUGUUUCUUUCUCUCAAAUUUUAUGUUAGGCCUUUUAGGAUAUUUUUUUGGGCACUCUUUGGGUCAAAAUUCUUCAGCUGUUAUUCUUGCCAGUUGGCUCAAGUUCAUGAUCCUGAGGCUUUCACCAGGCAAGGUCACUGCUUUUUCUACAAACUUGGUGGCUACCUUGUGGGCCUUUCAUCAUGAGGUUUCCAUGGACCAAAUCUGCAAGGCAGCCACUUUGCAUACAUUUCCAAAUAUAGUUUUGAUGUUUUUGUGUCCAUUGCGUAGCAUUAUAGGUGUUCCUUUCUCCUCCAGUUGGGAGAGGCUAUAUAUCAGAAAUAUCAUAAAGUGUGGGCUCUCACCAUCUAAAAGGAAAUAAAUUGGACAGAUAAAAUACAAAUGUUUGUACUACUGUACACAGUGAUGUAGCCAUCACGAGGCAAACAAGGCAUUUGCCUUGGACGUCACUUUGCAGGGGGCAGCAAAAAAAGCCGCCCCCAAACGCCCAGGCAGAUCCCUUGUUUGCCUCGUGUCCUGAGUAGCUCAAGAGCUGGCCACUUUUGAGGCCCCCCCUCCCCCCCUGAGGCGGGCAGCGAGGGAGCAUGCUCACCUGAGCCCUGCUCAGCUCCCUCCCGCGCCCCUUAAUGAAGCCUGGACCCGGAAUAUGACGUCAUUCCGGCCCUCAGCAUCACUAAGUUUGAAUAAGAAUAUAGUGCAAAUCACUACAGCUAUUGAUUGGCUCCGAAGUUUGCUAAUAAUAAAUUAGCAUCUGUCCUAUUAUAUUGUUUAGUGAACAAUAUGCUCUCCACAAGUGUAUUAAUUUUGCCUUUCAGAAUGCAGAAGCUGUAAUAGACUUGCAAAAUGAAAUUUUAUGUAAAGACAUUGCAAAGUUGCCGUGCACCCUGGUCACGGAAUGCACAUGCAGCAUCAAAAUAUGUUACUCUUCCAAAAUGCAGCAAACCGUAUCAUGUAGUGUUGGAUAUGGACCAGUGUAACCUCACACCUGUGGAAAUAUUUAUUUACGAUCUGAUCAAUACACUGUUACAAAUCCAAUUUAGCUCAGUGAUGAUGUUUAGAGAUGUGAACUGAUUCAAAUUUCAAGGCAAACCAUGUAUAUUACUCUCCAGAAAAUGAGAGGGAGGGAGUAAUAUAAAAAUAGCAAGUAAGAGCAUGUUAAAUAACAGUGUUUCAAAUACUAAAUAGCUGUACCAUACACACCUGAACAAAAUGCAGCGGCAGAGAGGACAACGCGGAUAGCAGUGAAGAUGAUUAGAUUGCAUCUACUCCAAAGAUACUAAUGAGGACCUAUAAUGAUGCUGACUUAAUUACGUAACUGUCUGUGUUUUAUGUCUGAGCACUCCAUUAAAUAUAAAAUGUGUCAAAGGCAUAUUAAUGUGUUUAGAUGUACAUUUUACUUGUUUGAGACUGUUAAACAGGAAAACUGUUAAACUUGCUGCUAGUCAGUUUAUGCCACGUGAAAGACUGUGAGGACUUUAUAACAUAUAGACAUGUCCUUUUUUACAAAAAGUGAGCAAAAAUUGUCUUAAUACUGCUCUAGGAAAUGUAAAUCAAUACCACCGGGGUAAAAGAUGGCAGGAAGGGGCAAAUAAAUAGAAAGGUAUGAAAUAUGAGGAAUGAUCAAUGCAUGGGGCCAUGAUACGGUAGAGAGGGACGAUUAAAUAGGGGUAUAUGGGAUGGAAAGAAAGGGUAGUGAAAUGUGGGGAUAAGAGAUGGGAAGAAAGGGCAAGGGAAUGGUGUAGAAGAGAUAAGAGUAAAGGACAAUGGAAGGGUUACACUAAGAGCAGGGGAGGCAGGAGGACAUAAGCAACAUUUACACUAACAAGGAGUAAUUAUACUUUGCCGAUAUCUAGCAUUGGCUUGCGCCAACAUUGGCCAAACGAUAGAGCCUCAAAACCCUAUACACAUCCUAAGAACAUCCCUAGCCAUAGAUACUAAUACAAGACAGAAAAGCAAAAGGAAACUCUUACAACAGUAAAUCAACUGAAAUGGAAUAGAAAAACAAUCUGCACUAUGCGCCUUCUCCAGGACGUGGAGCAAAUGGCACAAAGUGGAUUCCAUGUUUUUGUAGAGUAGGUCUCUGGACCAUGUGGACUUCUCCUCCAAACCCAGGGCUGUGUAGGAGGCCGUGGCGUCUUACAUAGUGGUUGGAGUAUGUACAGACCCAUUUUUUGACACCGACAAGAACCUAGGAGCUUUCCAUCUGUAGGUCAUGCCUGCUUCCCUUAGCCAUUGUCGGGUGGACCUUGGCAGGUCCUGAUAAAAUGUAAGGUGUUUUGCCUCAUACCGCUGUCAUAGUACGUUGUUUGUCUUGUAAUAUUUGACAGUGUAGUAUAACAUCUCGAGUAGCUGCUGUAGGAGCAUUCAGGGAUUUGCUGAUGGGGUACACCCCAUCCAAAGCCAAUUUCUUGGAGUCAUUGGGGAGGAAGUAUUGAUGACAUGAGGCCACAGUCUGGUUGAUAUCCAUUAUGUCUUCCUCUGUGGACAGGAUUCGGUCUCUCAACACCUGCAUGUCUGCCUUCUUCAACCCAAGAUCCGCUUGGAAUAAUUUUUUUAAGUUUUGAAUGACUUGUUUGGUUGCUGAAGUUGUUGCUGGUGAUAGUUAUGAGGGUAUAGGAAAGUCCACAGUUGACCCUUAGUCCCAGUGAUCUUACUUUUUUAUCCAUAUCUAUCGUUUUAUGAGAUGUUGAACAGGGAGAUAUAUGUGCCAAUAUCCUGGCUGUCUGAUUGUCUCUGCUGUCAGCUUUGCAAGAUCACCGGAGGGUGUAAGCAGUAGGAUUAGUUCUCUGCCAAGUGCUCCUCUUAUUGGACAUGAGGUUCCUCUGGGCUGAAUUGUGAGGUAAGCCCCAGAACUUUUGCGCUGUUUUUUUGUGCACUGGUAAGAAGAGAUAUGGCAUUAGCGUAGCUAAGACUACUCGAGGAAGGGAUACCAUUGAUUAUUAGUUGUACCAGGUGGUUUACGCCAGUUAGUGGCCAAUAUUUAGUGAAAGAAUGGUGCAUUUGUGGCUCUGACACUAUGCUCUGCCAUAUGUCCAACAUAUUUAAAUUGCAAUAGUGAAGAUAGAAGCCACACUCAAUCUCAUCAGCCACCUGGUGCUCCAGAGCAGGACCAGCAAUCCCACAACGAUAAGGCAAAAAAUAAUAAUUCUCCAGGCACUCAAGGUGUUCAAGCUACAGGCAGUUUUAAUAGAACAGAGAAGAGCAGCAACGUUUCAACCUGCUAAGAGGUCUUUGUCAGCUUGACAAAGACCUCUUAUCCUGCGGCUUGAACACCUUGAGUGUCUGUAGAAUUUCAUUUUCAACAUACUUAAAUAGCUAACCACACAUAGAUAUAAACAAAUGGGCACGCAAACAUAAAAGUCCAUACACAGCAGACAUACUGGGCUAUGCCCUAUAUAUACACAGAUGCUCACGCUCCAUAUUAUACUCUAGUCCUACAUAAACGACUUCACGACACCCAACCCUUACACCAUGGUUAAAUCCAAGUUACUCGACACACCCGGUUAUAGACCCAUAAACGCACAGUGCCGUAGGGCAAGCGGUAAAACAACACACCAUUAGAACACUCAAAGGGACAGGUGGCUUACAAGCCCAAACCCUGUACCAGAGACACACUACCACCCAGGUGCUGAACCUCUGCACCUCACCACAUAGCCCACUAACCCACCUCUGGUAAAGUCAGCCAGCUCGCUAUAACUAACAAGCCCGUCAAAUGCCGAUAUGCACUGUGGGCCAUAAUACGGAUCACGAAAUGUUUGAACUAUGGUUAUUUCGUUAUACUUCAUGCAUAUGUUGUUGUGGCAUACCCAGACAUGUAUGUACCCCCACACAUUUUCAGUAAAAGACAUAAAAUUACAUAUGGUUACAUUGAUAAAACAUACACAUUCUACAUAUCCCCAGAUAGCUUAGAUCUGAGCGCACAUUAUUGCCGAAUGGCGCUCAGAUCACAUACAUACAGUUCAAUUGCCAUGGAGCCAAAGUCUUUCCCAUAGUCUUUCGUUACACAAAUAGGCUCCAUGGCAUAGCUAUUUGGGGUGAUGCUGUUCAUACGGUUAAACUACCGAAUGAACAGUCAUUCGGUUCCACUACCGAAUGCAGAGGUAAGGAGGCUGGCGGCUCAGCUUUGUUCACGCAAAUAAGUGCCCGUUUUCAGUUCCAUAGUUUGGGCGCUGAACACCGCUGGCCGUAAAAUGGCCGCUGCCACGUAUUCGGCAAACGAACAAAGGCCACCCAGCGUUCGUCAAUUAAGCUGCAGUUAACCGCAGGUUCUGGGCGGUCAAUUGACGGCACACUCCAGUUCCCAGGUGGUCGAUUGUUCGGUACUUUGUUCGGUAGAUUGAAUCUACCGAACACCCUGGCAGAAAGGAACGAAUAAGCCUUUCUGCAGGGAAAAUAAAAGGUUUUAAAUGCUGGGCCAUAGUCUAAAGGGAGCAGGGGAGCAACCAGGCUUCUCCAGUGGACAGUGGCGAGGCUAGUUUCACCACAUUAUCCAUAAAACCUCAGAUCAUUUUCUGAAAACAUGGAUUGGUUGGAGGUUUUUGCCCCAUCAGAGCCUUUCUCAAAACCUCCUAGUGGUGUUGUCCUCUCGUGGUGUGGCCCUUGAGAGGGGAUCUGUCUACCGCCCAUCUGGUGUGGACUCUUAAUUAGCACUCUCCUUCUCCUCUCUUUCACCAUUUUCUGAGUAUCUCUCUCUUUACUCUUUAGUUCUGUGUUAUUUUAUCCUGCUAGAUGUGAUUGGUUUCUGUCCCUAAUUCAUUCCCCUCAUAUGCCUUCUACAUGUUUGUCCUGAAUUUUGUUUUAUUAUCUCUCAAUAAAUUGUUACAAAAUGACAAACGUUCAGUGAAGGUACAGGAAUCUGAGAGAGGUCCACAUGAGAAUACGGCUACCACCCUGCAAAUUGUCAUACACUGCUAAAAUAAUUGGAAUAAAUGAAUCAAAAUUCAUAAUAAGGGCUAUAUAUAGGACACAAGGUCACGCAUUUAGGCUGGAGGAAAUGAGAUUUAAUCUAAGGCAAAGAAAAGUGUUUUUAUUACAGUACACAAUUUGAAGUUGCCCUCAUGAUGACAGCCAACAGGUCUUUAUUCCGGUCUAUAUAAGUGCACUGCUCAGAUAGUACUUUGCCCAUUGGUUGUUUUAGUUUUAUAGUUCGAGUGAUUUCUUGAUAUGUUGACUUGUUUCAGGAUUUCUGUUAUUUUUGAACUUGACUUGGUGUUCAGUUUAAUUGAUCUUCAGUAACCCUACAACUGGGCCCAUUCACUACUAUUCUUUUCUAUUCUCAGGAAUGUUUCUCCUCGCUAUAAGCACUGCUUUAAACCCAGGCACUCUAUGGUCUGGUAAUGCUCUCCUGUCCUACAUGACAGAAAGUAUGUUAUUGCAUGGAGAUACUCAAUAUGACAUCUUUAUGAAGGAGCCACCAAGAUUCCAGCUAUCUAAAGAACAGAACUUCCUAACCCGAGCUCCAGCCAUACUUUGAAAAUUUAUUUUAUAAGUGUAUUCAAACAAAGUUAUGGAUCACUAAAAAAAAAUGGAGUGAAUGCAGACUUUGAGAACUAGAAUGCAACAUCUUUGCAGAUGUUGAGAUCAUAAUAUUAAAAAAAUAAAAUAAAACAUGAGCAGUGUGCUCACAAAGAAGUAUUCUCUCAGAGUAACGCAGAUAAAUGCCGAAAUGCCAAGAAGCAAGAAGGGUAAAUUACUAUAUAUCCCAAUUCACACUGAUGAGAUAAUCACCUGCUUUGAACAAAAAGUUUAUAAAAAUGAAUAGAAUGGCUUGGAAAACUGAGCCAAAACUUUGAAAUUAAAUAACGGAUAAAAAAAAUAAUGAUUACAAUGUAAACUAUUUUUCACACACACAAAAAACCUACACAUUUCCUGGAAGUAGUAUACAAUGGGGAUGGCAGUAAUUUUUCUGGAGGGGGCCUGUCUCAGAAGACUGGAUAAUCCCCAUAAAAUCCUCAUAAAACCUACAGCUUACGCAGAGUGUUCAUCCCAGUAAACCCAUCUGGCCCAAGAGAUUGGUUUGGUUUAAAGAGGAAUUGCCACUUCUCAGACCUAUGAAAGUUAGAGAUGGUAGUGCUAUUUUAUUUAUUAAACAAUCUGUUUUUAUAUUUGGAUUUAAAGCAUAUCCCAGGAUUUGCAUGCCUAGCCAGAGCAUGACCUGCAGAUUACUUCGAUCCCCUUGGAACUUUGCACACAUGAGCAUGUGCUGGUACUUUGUAGGCACAUGCCCAAGCUCCGAAACACUCUCCACAAGUGAUGGCUGAUAUAACAAGAGCUAAUUCAUACAUCAUAGUAGGAGUAUUGUAACUCUCCGUAUCCUCAAAAAAUAUAUAAAUUGGUUAAUUUUACAGAUUAUAAUUCGGUUAGUAAUAUUAAUAAAUUCAACAUUUAGAUCUCAUAUGGGAUCUUGUCAAAAAUGAGGUGCACCCAUAAAUGGUGACCUAGGUCACUUACACUCCUUGUGUUAAAUAAAUAUAUAUACAAAAUAUAUAAUUUUAUAAAAAUAAAAAGAUUCCAUCAUUUUGGCAUUUAUUUAGGGCCUGUAGAAACCAAUAGUUUCCCCAUUGUUUUCCUCACAUAUGCACGGUGAAAGGGGCCAAAUAAUAUAAUUUUUAAUAAAAUAACAUAACGACUAGUGAGAAACAUUAAAUGUCAAUGGUGGACCAAAGUGUGAGCAGAUAUUGAUGGUUUACUGAUCAAAUAUGUAGCCAAUGCCACUCUUUACAUAGGUAGGUGUAUAUUUAUGAUGAGUUACAUGAAGAAUUGUAUUUAUUUGAAGCAGUAAAUGCUUGAAUAUCAGAGGUCACUAAUGCAGGUAGGUCCCAGUAUAUUAAGCAUAACUUCAAGAGCAUUGGUUCAGAUAUAUUGUUUAGCUCUUGUUGGAAAUAAAAUAGGGCACUCCAGGAUACCGUGGUUUUGUUUGUGUUGCCAAACCAUACAGUUCAUUGUAGUUACACAAUUUUUUCAGAAUAAUGUAGGAAGUUCUUCAGAAGUUGUAUGUAGACUUUAUAAGAAUAAUCUCUCCCUCUUUCUGUCUGUCUCUCUAUCACAGAAUGCCUCAUGGGGGAAGCAAUAUUCGUAUGCCCUUUUCAAGGCCAUGAGUCACAUGCUGUGCAUCGGGUACGGGCAACAGGCACCUGUGGGCAUGUCAGAUGUCUGGCUCACAAUGCUCAGCAUGAUUGUAGGUGCCACGUGCUACGCCAUGUUCAUUGGACAUGCUACUGCCCUCAUCCAAUCCCUGGAUUCUUCACGACGCCAGUAUCAAGAAAAGGUAGACAUUCAAGGCACAGAAGUGACACUAAUGUUUUACAACAUGCUAUUACAAUAGAGUUCUUUAUUGCAGGCUCUAUUCCUUUUCCUUGUCACGACCACAUUUUUAUGGUCUAUUAAUCUAGUGAUCUAAGAUUUGGGAUAGAUCUUCUUUCUUAUGGCUGCUCCCAUAUCUGUAUUUAUGGUCACUUUUAAUUUAUUGAAGAUUAUAGAAGGCAAAGUUACAUUUAUUAGAAUAGAACUGGCUCACACAUAAUCACGUAUACAAGUAUGGAGUUAGUCAAGAGCUGGUAACCACCCAAACAUCUGUUAGAUGGCAAAGGAUUAUGUAAUUAACCAAUGGAUGUACCCUAAGCCGCCAUCUUGAAUGCAUUCGAAUUAAGCAACUCACAUGGUCCUCUCACUCACCCUGUAUAAGUGUUCUAUUUGUCAGGAUUCCUUAUUGCUUUCGGUGUAUUCUCAAUAAAUGUGCUAGUACACACAAUUUACAAAGGAUGUGAAAGCCAGUAUAAUGUGGACUCUUUAUUCUUUCUUUUCUCAAUAAACAAAAAAAAUUACAUUUAAAUUAAAUUGUUUAGGUCUAGCGUCAAUAUUGUCUUGCAGAUAGAAACAUAUAAAAUAUUAAACGCCAGAUAUAUUUUCUGAGCACUUGCAUUGUGUCAUUGAGAGAUUGAACAGAAUGUAAGGGAUUAAACGAUUGAAACCUUUCCCACGUAUCAAACUUCACAUUUAGCACAUUUCUAAAUCCUGCGAACUGUAACAGCAUCCUUUUUUGUUGCUUCAAUCAGCAAUUACCCAAAAUAACUACAACUAAUUAAUAUCCAGGUUGCAUGCAGCAUAUGUCUCUUCUCAUGCUUUGCAGAAUCAUUGCUAAAUUCGGAGAUCUUUUGCCAGGUUACUAAUAUUUAAUUAUAUUUUCCCUAUUUGUAUUUAGUAUAAGCAGGUGGAGCAGUAUAUGUCGUUUCACAAACUCCCAGCCGACAUGCGCCAACGGAUCCAUGACUACUAUGAGCAUCGAUACCAAGGGAAGAUGUUUGAUGAGGAAAGUAUUCUGGGGGAGCUGAGUGAACCUUUGAGAGAGGUAAGACAUUCAAAACAAUUCUCAACUCUUAUCUAAGCAUAUGGUUUUGCUUUUAUUUUAAAAAUGUUGUACUCUCUUUGUCACCUGCUAUCAGAGGUGGGUCAGAAUGUGAGACAUUGGGACAUAUUGUUCUUGUAACGGACCGUUUUGCACACAAGGGGUAAAAACCGUUUAGGCGAUCGUCCCCCUUUCCAGAGAUGCAGGCACAGCUAUUGUAAAACACCAAACUCACGAACCGCCAAUAAGGGAAUGCUCCAAACUCCCGAACGGCAUCCAAUAUAGCACUCCAAACACACGAACUGGAACCAUACGAAUCACUGCUAGCAGACGAAUAGGAAAAGCAUCCAAGCGGCUUACACUCCUAGCAAUCAGUCUCUAUCAGCAUUCAGUAAAUCCCCCCAAAGACGAGACAAGGCUCCGUGUUGAGGGUCAAGCAGUGGUCUGUUUAAUGAGGGCUACCUGCCCAGUAUUUAUGCAGGUCUCCCACCUGGUGGACACUCCCCUAUGGGACCAAAUGGGAGACUGUGACAAAGGACAGACAAGUAGACAAAUAGGACACACAGUCACAUUAUAUUCCCACAAUGCAUCCUGGCUUCCUCCCCUCUGCCUUGGAGAUAAUUGAGUAAUUCAAUUAUCUCCCAAGACAAAGGCAAAUCGCCAUUAUGCACGUGGGGAUACUAACACACAAAUUAGUAUUAAAAUACACUAUGUGAAACACAUAACAUUAAAAGCAUACAUUUAACAUAUCCCCAGAUAGCUCAGGUCUGAGCGCACAUUAUUAAGCGAAUGGCACUCAGACCACACGAAUACAGUUUAAUCGCCAUGGAGCUAAAGCCUUUACACAGUCAGUUUCAUGCGAAUGGGCUCCAUGGGAUUCCUAUCUGGGGUAUAACACAUUCAAACAAAACUACCGAACACCGGGCCGUUCGUGCACUUUCACCGAACAAGAAGGGAGGUCGGCGGUUUCAGCUGUGUUCGCGCAAAACUGUGUCCGAUUUCAGUUCCAUGAAUUAAGCGUCGAACACCACUGUGCAUUCGCAUGUUUAAAAUGGCCGCGACCUCGUGUUCGUGAUACGAAUGGCGGCCACCCAGCAUUCGUCCAUUAAGCUGCGGUUAACCGCAGCUUCAGGGAGGCUAAUUGCCGGCACACUCCAGCUCCCAGGUGAUCCAGUCAUUUGUGCGGUUGUUCAGUAGAUUGAAUCUAGGCAGAAAAGAACAAUAAAUCUUUUCUGCAGGUAAAAAAGAUGUCUUUUAACACGGGGCCAUAGUCCAAAGGCAGCAGGCGGGCAACCAGGCUUCUCCAAUGCAAUGUGGCGAGAUUGGUCUCGUCACAGUUCUGAAACAAAAUUCUUUGCUUUCUGUGAAUUGUGCACUGUUGUGCUGCUGACAGAGUCCCUCUACCCCCUGUGUACAUAAAGGGUUGGUGAACAUCGGUGCUCACCAGCGCUGGAUCAGGCUCCUCCCCCUGAUGUCACAGUGAUUCGGAAAUCUAUUACACAUUUACGUCAAGCAUUAGGAAAGCAUUGAAUCAAUUUUCCUGUGGGGUUUUCAAAACACUGGACAUCCUCAUGCAAAGUGUGAGGAUGUCCAGCAUUGUUUCACGGAAUAAACCUAAUAGCUGCCUGAUAGACAGUCACUAGAGGAGGAGUUAGCCCUGUAAUAUAAGUUGUUUCUCAGAAACUACGAUAUAUUCCAGCUUUAAGGGGACAGCGGUACUGCAGUUGUAAGAGUGCCUAUAGUGUCCCUUUAAAAUUAAUUUUUACAGAUGUCUUAAUUGCUAAUUACUGUACAGUUCCUGAUUAUUUAACUGAUGAUACAGUCUUUACUGCUAUAACAGCCUAGUCUAAAACCUAAAAGUUUUGUACUUUAGUUAUUUAAUUUGUCAAUAAAUACCUACAGGUGCACAGCAUUGGGGUUCUUACAUGUAAUUAGCACUACCCAUAUAGAGUGUGAUAAAUUAUUUGCCUGAUUCCAUUUCUAUAGUUGUAAAGACCCUCUAUGUGUCAUGUUCUGGAAGCAACAGGAAUAGCUGGGUCAGUAAAUGUUCUGUUGACAAGAAUAUCUCUGUACUCUACACAGCUGAAGAAUGACCCAGACCUGGCAACAUGGCCAGGUCUUAAUAUUAGAUAAUUGAGAAACGGGAUAGAACCUGUGGGUGGGGGUCUCUGUGAUGCAAUUAGCUUAAUGGGCAAUGUGCUGCCCAAAAAUGGGGCACAUCGUAAUAGCACACGCAAAUGUGCACCAGAUUGACAAAGUACCCAGAAGGGCAGCCAAUCAGUGCUGUAGCGUUUGUAUAUGGGUUUAUAAUUUCCUGAAUUUAACUCUAAGUGCACCAUGAGCGCAGUUAGAUUGGCGCUUACACUCCACUUUCCCUCAGUUCUCUCAACAUCAGGUGCCAGGCUGUAAUUUGUAGGUAAAUUUGUGCUUCAUACAGAGAGACAGUGGGAUGCGGCAGGUCUGGAUCCCCCAAUUCGCCAGGUAAAGAGUGCAUGACAGUCUCUAUUUACAUCUAUAUACAAAAACGUGUCUGUUAGUCCACCCAUUGUACAGCGCUACGGAACUUGUUGGCGCUUUAUAAAUAAUAAUAACAAUCUACAGCGUCACAUCAACAGCAUACUGGGUAAAGUAAAGAACUUCAAAUUGAAGGUUAAAAUAGCCGAACAGAAAAAAUUCUCUUAGUCACUUCAGCUGCACUGGCCUUAAAUUUAAAAUUCUGGGAUUCACUUUGAAUUCUCACUGUUGUAAAUAAACCUGCCUGAGUUCCAGAAUACAUAGCAGUUUACGGGUAUUUCUUGCCAUGAUAACACAGAGACAUGUUUCUCUUCCUCUGUUUGUAGAGACCAUUUUAUGUAAAUUAUUAAUCAAGCGAACGGCCUGUCAUCUCACCACAGAUCCUAGAGUCAUUACACUUAACACUUAGACAUAGGUUAAAAUGCCAUGUGUUACUUCUCUGACAUGCUAAGAAAAUACAAGGUUAUAAUUCAGAUUUUAUACCGAAUAUAUGGACUGGCUUACAAGUAUGUGAUCCUUUUCUUAUUGUCUGUAGAUGCUUACUGUUAUUUUAACUCUCAUCUCAAGAUUUGGUGCAUGUGUUGCCUUGACAUUUAUAUGCCAUUUAUAUAUAUAUAUAUAUAUAUAUAUAUAUAUAUAUAUAUAUAUAUAUAUAUGUAAUAUUGUUGAAUUUUAUGUGAUAUUGAAUACGCUGUAUUUUAAGUUGCUGUGCAGUGAUAUGACCUUCUGCUCUUCUACAGGAAAUCAUUAACUUUAAUUGCCGAAAACUAGUGGCAUCGAUGCCACUGUUUGCCAAUGCUGAUCCGAAUUUUGUGACCUCAAUGCUUACGAAGCUACGAUUUGAGGUUUUCCAACCCGGAGACUUCUUAAUCCGAGAAGGGACCGUGGGAAAGAAGAUGUUCUUCAUACAGCAUGGUGUUGUCAGUAUCUUGAGCAAGGGCAGCAAAGAGACUAAGCUUGCAGAUGGUUCCUACUUCGGAGGUACGUAGAGGUUCAAUUCGUAAAAAUCUGUUAGAAAAGAGGGUCUUCUACUUCACUUGCUGAGACAGGGCAGGUCCAUGGCUGCCUUAUACAGUUUUCCAUAGGUUUAUAUUCGACUUGCCUGUGAAGCUGGACAAGAAAAUAUUAAGCGUGGCAUUCCGGCAAAGCAGAUGAACUGCAGCUGGGCACUGAUUAUCUGUUUUGCCUCUUCAUUCCUGCCUGUUACCCGUUAUUGGUGGGAGUGUGUGUUAGUAUCUUUCUGCACUUGUUGGCUGUCUCAUGAUUGAUGUAGCUAAUGUCACAGUGUUCAGUGAUUGAUUAAUGUUCCUACACCAGCUUGGUUGGAGACAGACAAUAACAAUACACAAUCAGUGUGAUGUUGAAAUGUAUAUGAUUAAGUGCUUUUUCCCGCAGAGUCACAAAUGAACAUUUGAUGCCAAACAUUAAAUGGCUGGGGUAGGAACAUGACACCUGACUUACUGCCUUCCUGCCCUCUGGUGGGGAUUCCUAAAGAACACUAAAAUGUUCUGUUUUUAAAUGGAAAGUUGCAUUUUUAACCAUAACAUUACAUUAUUUUGUCAUUAGUUACACCUGGGUCUUAAUGGCCUUUCUAUCUGUCUAGCCUUUCUUGGUUCUCUGGAAUAAUCAGAGUGAACUGCACAUCUUUGAACUUCAACACAAAUGUAUGCCACUACCACAGGGACAAAUAAUAUUAUAUUGCUACUGCAUUGCUUUUUUUUUUUUUUUUUACUAUGCAUGUAUACUGCAAACAUUCCAUUCUUGUUUUAUCUUUUGCAGAAAAGUUUUAAAGUUCUAAUAAUAGAAUGGUAAAUAAAAAAAAAAAAAAAUCUGCGUUGGCUAGUGAUGUUGUGCCUGCAUAUGAGUGUACGGAGGAAUGAUAGAUUAUGCUAGAUUAAGCUGACUACAAAUAGUUUGCUAAUUGUUUUGUGAUUGCCUUUCCUUUCAUGUCUUAGCAAGCACUGUUUAGUAAAAAAAGAGAGUUACAGUAGUGCAGUUUUUACCAUGCACAACAUUUAUAGCGAGUACAAGAGUUAAAUGCCUCAGUCAAAACAGAAAUGUAAUGUCUGGUAACUAUAUAAAACGCAUGUAAUAUGCUAUUAAUAUGCAGUGGUGGUUCUAAUUAGGGAUCCGAUACUGGUGAUAUGCAAAGACACCAUGAAAGAACACUAAAAAGAUAGGCGUAGUAUGACAAAGUAUUUCUGGUUAGAAUUCUAGGUUAGGUGGUACAGUUCUAGCCCCUGGCUUUUGCCCUGCAUCCAAGUUAGUUUCCAGUUAGCCUAGCACACACAAAAUACCAGUCUAACAAUCCCCCUUUUCACAUUAUGGCCCACCUAUCACCCUGUCGUGAGUUCAUACCACAUGAUGUUAGAAAUAUGUCACAAAGCUUACUGAUUGCUAUGUUUAGUGUCCCUAUAUAUUGUAGGGGCAGUCCCUAUUUUGGAGCCCACAUUCCUCCGUUAUAUCCUAUUGUCCCUCUUUUUUAGGAGCUCCAUAUUGUUGGUGCGUCUGUGUGUAUAACAGAGUUCCACGGCAUUAAUAUUCACAGUAAUGUGUCUUUAAACUACAAUAAAUGUGUUUAGACAUCAGUCUGUAAAGAGGAUACAUUUAGUUCCAUAAACUGUUACCAGUAAGUCACUUAACUCUUCUCAGAACAGCCUCGCCCAUGGACACCCCUCCAUUAAAACCCCUAAAAUUAAAGUCUCCCUGUUUGUCCAUUGGAAAUGUUGGAAGGUAUGUAUUAAGUGGUGUACAGACUUUCAUAUAAUAUGAAAAGAAAUAGACAUCAUGUUACUCACUUAACUUUGUACAAUUACAUUUUCACAAAUCUUCUACUUAACCAUAGGGUGGUCUGGGCAUUGUAAUACUAGGGUACCUACCCAAAUACUUGAACUCAUUAAAGGGACCUCGGUGCUGUAAUCAGGUAAGUAAAAGAGUUUUUAAUCAGGGGUGGCCAGUGAGAUGGAAGAACUCUAAAUAGUCACAAUAUAGUGUUCCUUUAAGAUGCUCUCUGAUCAACCUCUGUACUGAGCAGAGUUGGGAAUCAUUGAGAAGCUUUCGGCACUAGCCUCAGCUGACACUCUCAAUGACUGGUGCUUAUUGAGAGUAACUCUGUAUGUACUGUGCUCAUAAACGCAUAAAAUUAUAUAAAUAGCAACAGCUUUAUGAAACUAGUAACACACUGCCAUUUUAAGUUUUAAAUUUUUCUGUUACUCUCUUCUCAGAGAUCUGCCUGUUGACACGAGGUCGCCGCACAGCAAGUGUGAGGGCCGACACAUACUGCCGACUGUAUUCUCUGAGCGUUGAUCAUUUCAACGAGGUGCUGGAGGAAUACCCCAUGAUGAGGCGUGCCUUUGAGAGUGUUGCACUAGAUAGACUGGAUAGAAUUGGCAAGUAUAUUUUGUAAACAUUUUUUAAAUCUAAAUUCCCUUGCCCCUUAUAAUUUGUGCACCAUUCCUGGCAGAUUUACAUUUAAGUGUAACUAUGAAAGAUCCCUUGUUAGCAAGUGCACCAGUAUUUUUGUGUGACAAUUUUAUGGCAACAGUUUAAAAACUCAAAAAAUGUUUUACAAACCAAAAUUUGACAGCUUGUUAUAGUAUUAAUAAACAAGGUUAUAUGUAAAUGUAUAUAUAAAAUAUUAUGACAGAUCUUCUGUGACUACGGAAGCAUGAAACACCCUGGUGGGUUGGAGAGAUCUCUCCAACUUUUGGUUUUGUUUUAUUUUUUUUUAUUUUAUGCUGCCCGAAUAUUCACAAACCAUUAGAAUUUCUCUAAUGUGUCUCCAUACUAGCCUUUUACCCACCACAUAGAAAACUCAAGAGUUAUGCUAUAACGACCAAAUGUGAUCCAGAAUGUCAAAAUUCUGUUAAAAUUACCACAUUUCAAUUGUAAUUAUAAUUCUCAUAUUUACUUAAAAGGUUAUGGUGCCAUUAAUUAAACAAUUUUAGAAUUAUUUGAUUUCUUACUUGGUGUCUGACAAGCACCACUCUCAGCCUAUUCUGUGAGGUCUGAGAGCCAGAAGCUCCAAUAGCUGUGGGCUGUGGGGUGACCACCUCCAGGUUCCUCCUUCUAGUUAAUAUUGUCCAGUAACAGGUCUCCCAUUAUAAAUAAUUCUGCUUACACCUAUGGGCAUUGGGUACAAAUGAGAUGAAACCAGGGUCAUGUGGUCCCCCAUUUAUUUAGCACCCCCAGAAACAGAUCUUAUUCUCAUAUUAAAGUUUAUUAGACAUUCGCCAGCCCUUGGCAUGUCAGAUGGAGGUUUAAGGAGGACUUUAUCCUCCCGAUAGUUAGUGAGAUCCAUAAUGAAAUAAUCCAGAUUUUCAGGUUCUGCAUGCCCUUGGGCAGGGGCGUACCUAGAGCAUUUGGCACCCGGGGCGGAUCCUGUGCUUGACUCUGGGCAUUUCAACUUUAGUGAAUAAUCCUGUAUAUGUUUAUCUAAGCAUUUUAUUUUUCCCCUAUAAAAUCUGCGUUGUGAUGAGCAGACAUAUACUGCCAAAUGAAAUGCCAAAAAAAUAAAGUUGGAUUUUUAUUUUGUCAACUUGUUUUUUACCUUUAUGUAGAAUUAACAGGUUCAUAUUAUGAUAUAUAUUGCAAUCACCAUAUACAUAAUUUUGAGUCAACAAUAGACAUUAUCAAAAACUGCUCUUCAUUACAUUUUACAGGUAAAAAGAACUCUAUUCUCCUGCAUAAAGUGCAGCAUGACCUCCGCUCUGGGGUACUAAACUACCAGGAAAACGAAAUCAUACAGCAGAUUGUGCAACAUGACCGUGAGAUGGCGCAAGGACCCCGUUGCACCCAAACAGAAGAGGACACUUCAGCAACACCACCAACUCCAGUUAUCUGGACACCGCUCAUACAGGCACCUCUACAGGCUGCAGCUGCCACCACAUCAGUGGCCAUCCCUCUUACCCAGCAGCGACUACCCGCUACUAUAUUUCGACCUCCACCGUCUGCUCUAGGUGCCACAGCACGUGGAUUUCGUCACCUUCAAAGAGCCCCAAUUUCCACACACCCACCAGGUGCAGAACUGACACUGCUGCAGCAGUCUUCUUUUCAUGUGCACCAGCUAGCAGGCUUUUCUGCGGUGGGUUGUGUAAGCCCAAGACCCCCACUUUCUAUGCCAGGUGUGGAAAGAAGGGCAUCACAGCAGCCAGGCCCUUCCUGCACUCCACCAACUGCAUUUGAGUCUACAAAGUGGCCACCAGGAGCAGACACCCCUCUUACUUCCUUUAAACAAGGACUAUCACAAUCAUACCAGCAACUCCCUUCUCCCUCUCCUGGACAAUGUCAGGGUGUCAAUACACAGCUACCAGGUCCCACUAUACCUGGAGGUUCAGAGCCCCUAUGGGUGUUACCCCCUCCAGGACAGAAAUCAGACUCUGUUGGGAGCUCUCCCUCCACUCUUAGUCCUGGCCUUGUCCGGACCAUUCAGGUUUGCGGUUCUUCGCGAUCUCUUCUCCUUCCACAUACUGCUGCAGUUUCCCCUCAUCCAAGCAGCUGUGUUUCCCUUCCCCUUAACAGGCUCAGGCAAGAUGGACGGCCCAUCUCUGUGUCACAGCCCUCCUUACCCCAGCCAGCACCAGGUUCCCCUCAUUUUCCACAGCAAUUCACACCCGACUUCACCUUGCUCCCUAGGGUUGGCAGCUCAGAAUUAUCACGCCAUGUGACUUUACCACGAAAAGGGUCCUCAGAAUUAGGUUUUGGUGUAAGGGGCGCUAGUGGAGAAGAUCUACCUUUGUACUCUAAACUCCCUUGUAAUCUAUGACCAUGAUCAUUGCUAAAGAUCUGCAGAAUAACCAUGCCAUGUCCCAGUCACAUACCUGCGUAAAAUUAUUGUAUAAACAAUGCUCCCUGGAAAUCUAAAGAGUGCUCUAAUGUUCCAGUGAGGAAAAAUCAGGAGGUAUGUGAGCACAUAUUUUGUAGUAAAAUUUGGCUAUAAAUAAAUAGAG